GUCGCUGCCACCGCCCCCUGUCCCGGGCCCCCCCCCUCCCUGGGUUCCCUCAGCCCAGUCCGGUCCAGCCCGGUUCCCGGGAGGAUGAAGUUCGUGUAUAAAGAGGAGCAUCCGUUCGAGAAGCGCCGCUCUGAGGGCGAGAAGAUCCGAAAGAAAUACCCGGACCGGGUCCCGGUGAUAGUAGAAAAGGCUCCCAAAGCUCGGAUAGGAGACCUGGACAAAAAGAAAUACCUGGUGCCUUCUGAUCUUACAGUCGGUCAGUUCUAUUUCUUGAUCCGGAAGCGAAUUCAUCUCCGAGCUGAGGAUGCCUUGUUUUUCUUUGUCAACAACGUCAUUCCACCCACUAGUGCCACGAUGGGUCAACUGUACCAGGAACACCAUGAAGAAGACUUCUUUCUAUACAUUGCCUACAGUGAUGAAAGUGUCUAUGGCCUGUGAAGCUGCUGCGCCUGUGGUGGGGGGUUCCAUUCUACAAAGAGAGAGGUGGCCUCCCCUUCCUUGACCUCCUCUCUUCAGGACCUGCACUUCCUAAUGUUUGAGGCUCUUCUCCAGAACCUCUUAGCAAGAGGGUCAAUGGGGGAGAUCGCUUCUAGUACCUCUCUUUUCUCCUUCCUUCCUCUUUCUUUACCACCUUUUCCUUUUUUGCUUUAGAUUUGAUUGUCCAUCUCUGUCACAUCAAGUGAUUGUUUUGGUUUCUGUUCCCUUUCUAACUGCCAAGGGGCUCAGAACCCCAGCAAUCUUUUCCUUUCACUACCUUUUUUGGGGGUAGAUGGAAGGGACUGAAAUUGUUGGGGAAGGUAGGAGGCACAUCAAUAAAGAGGAAACCACCAAGUUGAA
Messenger RNA from Phyllostomus hastatus (greater spear-nosed bat), 837 nucleotides. It is a transcript of the gene GABARAP, whose product is annotated as GABA type A receptor-associated protein. The coding region runs from base 85 to 438 and encodes 117 amino acids. Gene Ontology annotation, molecular function: ubiquitin protein ligase binding; GABA receptor binding. Lineage: Eukaryota; Metazoa; Chordata; Mammalia; Chiroptera; Phyllostomidae. The record is from RefSeq and is a predicted model, not a curated record. Gene Ontology annotation, cellular component: autophagosome; autophagosome membrane; cytosol. The transcript is spliced from 4 exons. Gene Ontology annotation, biological process: autophagy of mitochondrion; macroautophagy; cellular response to nitrogen starvation.